AUUUCUUCCUUACAAAAACCCUAACCCCCCUUAUCCUCUCCGCUCCGCUCCUCUCCUCUCCUCCCUCUAUCUCGGCCCGCGUCUCUCCCAUGGAGCCGGCGCUCGCCACGACUCUGGGCGCGUCCUCGGUGGCGGCGCUGCGCCCGCGCGCGGCUAGAGCCUCCGCCCUGACCUCGGUCGCCCCGCGGGCGGCGAGGUGCGCCAGGGCGGUGAGGUGGGAGGCGGGGAGGAGCAGGGGCAGGCUGCUGCGCGUGAGCUGCGAUGCCGCCGUCGCGGAGAAGCCCACCGAGGAGGAGGACGCGGCGGAGGAGAAGUUCGAGUACCAGGCUGAGGUGAGCCGCCUAAUGGAUUUGAUCGUCCACAGCCUGUACAGCCACAAGGAAGUAUUUCUUCGGGAGCUUGUAAGUAAUGCGAGUGAUGCAUUGGACAAGCUGCGGUUCCUUGGUGUUACCGAUUCAGCCUUGCUUGCUGAUGGCGGUGACUUGGAAAUAAGGAUUAAAUCGGACCCAGAUGCUGGAACGAUUACUGUCACUGACACUGGCAUUGGGAUGACCAAAGAUGAGCUCAAGGACUGCCUUGGUACAAUUGCUCAGAGUGGCACCUCCAAGUUUUUGAAGGCUCUCAAGGAGAAUAAGGAAGUUGGGUCUGACAAUAGUCUAAUUGGUCAGUUUGGUGUUGGAUUUUAUUCAGCAUUUCUUGUAGCAGAGAAGGUUGUGGUGUCCACUAAAAGCCCCAAAACUGACAAGCAGUUUGUAUGGGAAGCUGAUGCUGACAGUAGCUCUUAUGUCAUCAAGGAAGAGACUGAUCCUGAGAAAUUGAUCACCCGUGGAACUCAGAUCACUCUUUUCUUAAGACCUGAUGAUAAGUAUGAGUUUGCUGACCCUACAAGGAUUCAAGGCUUAGUUAAGAACUACUCCCAGUUUGUGUCAUUCCCCAUAUAUACAUGGCAGGAGAAAUCAAGGACUGUCGAGGUUGAAGAGGAUGAAGAGCCAAAAGAAGGUGAAGAGGCAACUGAGGUUAGUUAUCCUGAAAGAUCUGCUUCUUGUACCCGUAAUUUUAGUAGUGACUUUACUUACUUUUGCAACUGCUACAUCUUCCAUGUACAGGGCGAGAAAGAGAAAAAGAAAAAGACCAUUACUGAGAAAUACUGGGACUGGGAACUGGCUAAUGAAACAAAGCCUAUAUGGAUGAGAAGUCCAAAGGAAAUCGAGAAAACCGAAUACAAUGAAUUUUACAAGAAGACAUUCAAUGAGUUCUUGGAUCCUCUUUCCUACACCCACUUCACGACAGAGGGUGAGGUGGAAUUUAGGAGUGUUAUUUACAUUCCAGGAAUGGCACCGCUUAGUAAUGAGGAGAUAAUGAACCCCAAAACCAAAAAUAUCCGGUUAUAUGUCAAAAGAGUAUUUAUCUCCGAUGACUUUGAUGGUGAACUGUUUCCUCGAUACCUGAGCUUUGUAAAAGGUGUAGUUGAUUCAAAUGACCUUCCCCUCAAUGUUUCCCGGGAGAUUCUUCAAGAAAGCCGAAUUGUAAGAAUUAUGCGCAAGAGACUUGUCAGGAAGACAUUUGAUAUGAUUGAGGAAAUCUCUGAAAAAGAGGACAAAGAGGACUACAAAAAGUUCUGGGAGAGCUUCGGAAAGUUCAUCAAGCUUGGUUGCAUUGAGGACACGGGAAAUCACAAGCGCCUUGCCCCACUCCUACGCUUUCCCACUUCUAAAAAUGAGGAAAAUAUGAUUAGCCUUGAUCAAUAUGUAGAGAGCAUGCCGGAGAAUCAAAAUGCAAUCUAUUACAUUGCUACAGAUAGUCUCCAGAGUGCAAAGACUGCUCCCUUCUUGGAAAAGCUGGUCCAAAAAGACAUUGAGGUACUUUACCUAAUUGAGCCAAUUGAUGAGGUUGCCAUUCAGAACUUACAGACCUACAAAGAGAAGAAGUUUGUUGAUAUAAGCAAAGAGGACCUCGAAUUGGGUGAUGAAGAUGAGGACAGUAAAGAAACUAAGCAGGAAUACACUCUUCUGUGUGACUGGGUAAAACAGCAACUUGGUGACAAGGUGGCAAAGGUUCAAAUAUCAAAGCGUCUUAGCUCUUCACCAUGUGUUCUUGUAUCUGGCAAGUUUGGUUGGUCUGCGAACAUGGAAAGACUUAUGAAGGCACAAACACUUGGUGACACAUCAAGCUUGGAGUUCAUGAGGGGAAGAAGGAUUUUCGAAAUUAACCCAGACCACCCAAUUGUCAAGGACUUGAAUGCUGCUUGCAAAAAUGAACCUGAGAGUACAGAAGCGAAGAGGGCUGUUGAGCUAUUGUAUGAGACUGCUCUGAUUUCCAGUGGAUAUACUCCUGAAAGCCCUGCUGAGUUGGGUGGCAAAAUAUAUGAGAUGAUGUCAAUUGCCCUUGGCGGGCGAUGGGGGAGGUCUGACACUGAAGCUGAAGUAACCAACACAGAGUCGGACUCAUCUGAAGGCACGGUGACGGAGGUCAUUGAGCCUUCUGAAGUGAGGCCUGAGAGUGACCCGUGGAGAGAUUGAUGUGUGAGUUCUCUCAGGUAUCCUUGUUAGAACUUCAAUUUAGUUGUUCCGGGGUAAAAUCAUAGGUUAGAGAACAUGGUUUGGCCAUAAAUCAUUACAGGGUUCCUGUUGCUGCCCAGCAUUUUUGUAGCUGUAGACUCACUGGCCACUGCCAUAUUGGAGGGGGUGGUCUUAUGAAUAAAAAAAUAUAAUAUGAUUGCCGGUGCCUCAAAAUCA
Lolium perenne is the source of this 2735-nucleotide messenger RNA. Its product is annotated as heat shock protein 90-5, chloroplastic. Gene Ontology annotation, molecular function: ATP-dependent protein folding chaperone; ATP hydrolysis activity; ATP binding. Gene Ontology annotation, biological process: protein folding. The record is from RefSeq and is a predicted model, not a curated record. NCBI's taxonomy places the organism in Eukaryota, Viridiplantae, Streptophyta, Magnoliopsida, Poales, Poaceae.